GUAUCCCGAGGAUGUAUGCGCCUGAUCCCAGCCCAGGCCACUGCCGGCUGCAUUCCAUUCCGAUCGCCUUGCAGUCGAAGACUCAUACAUAUUCCAUAUCCACCCAUCCUCUUCCUCGCCGUUGUCAGUAGUAUGGAUUCCUCGACCGACACCGCGUUCCCUCAUUACCCACCAGCCUCGCAGUAGAACCAGAACUCAAGCUCAAUGGCGCGCCGAGACGAGGGCGAAGACCUCAACCGCGCUCUCGCCCAGGACAAUGUCGAAGAGCAGGAAUUGGAGAAGAAAGAUGAGCCCUCCCAGUUUCUGGAGGUCCCGAGCGACCUGAGAAGGAUAGGCCGCGGGAAGAGCGAGGAUAGUACACGUCUUGAAAAGAUCGAGUCCAUAGCCACGACAGCCACUGAGGCCAGUGCCGCUGUUCACGUCAAGUCUAGGGAACCAAAGAAAGCACCAUGGCAUCACAGAAUAAACCCAUUUCGUGGAACUGCCCCGCCUGUGCCGGAAGAGCGGGCAGUUUGUCGGGAGUACAACGCCAGCUUUCUCAGCAUGUUGACUUUCCAAUGGAUGAAUCCCCUCAUGACUACGGGGUACAAGCGCCCAAUCGAGCUAAACGAUAUCUGGCUUGUCAAUCCUGACCGAAGUUCGGCUACGAUGAUCGAUCUGCUCAUGGCCUCCUUCAAAAGGCGGGUUGCUCGAGGGGAGCGGAAUCCGUUGUUAUGGGCACUUUUCGACACUUUUCGGGGCGAGUUCCUCCUUGGUGGAGUAUGUGCCUUGUUUUCGGCAUUAUUCCAGGUCUUCUCUCCUUUCACAACGCGCUACCUCAUCCAAUUCGCCUCAGACGCAUGGGUCGCUCAAAAAACGGGUCAGCCAGCCCCAAACAUUGGCCGUGGUAUAGGUCUCGUACUUGGUAUCACAUUCAUGCAGAUGUGUCAGUCAAUGUCCACCAAUCACUUCAUCUAUCGUGGCAUGAUGGUUGGAGGAGAGUGCAGGGCUGUUUUGAUCAAUGCUAUCUUCGAAAAGUCUCUGGUCAUUUCAGGGCGAGCGAAGGCCGGCGGCAAAGCCUUACAAGAUGAGGAGACUUCAAACGGAAUCAACACAGCGGAGCGUGAGCAAUCCGCGGAGACCGAGAAAACCAAAGAUCGCCCACUCCUUGCUCGUGCGCUUUCGAGACGACUACACCCGAAAGGUGGAGCUAAAGUGACUCCGGACAGGACGACCGGUGUCUCUGGAGAUGGUACUGGGUGGAACAACGGAAAGAUUGUCAACUUGAUGAGUGUUGAUACCUACCGGGUUGAUCAAGCCUCAGGUCUAUUCCAUAUCAUGUGGACUGCGCCAAUCCAGGUCAUUAUUGUCCUGGUCGUGCUAUGCGUGAACAUUGGUUACAGCGCCCUCGCAGGGUAUGCCUUGCUUAUUAUCAUGCUGCCUCUCUUGACCAAGGCCAUCAAAGCUCUUCUGAUGAGACGAAAAAAGAUCAACAAAGUGACGGAUCAGCGUGUGAUGCUCACUCAAGAAAUAUUGGGCUCUGUGCGAUUCGUCAAGUUUUUUGGAUGGGAAACGAGCUUCCUCAAUCGUCUCAAAGAACUUCGAAAGAGAGAAAUUCGUGCCAUCCAGAUCUUGCUAUCGAUCCGAAAUGCGAUCAAUGCGGUUGCCAUGUCUAUGCCGGUCUUCGCAUCAAUGCUCUCCUUCAUCACAUAUUCGCUCACUGACCAUGGCUUGAAUCCAGCGCGAGUGUUCUCCUCACUUGCUCUUUUCAAUUCACUGCGCAUGCCACUCAAUUUGCUACCGUUGGUAUUAGGUCAAGUGACCGAUGCGCAGAACUCUCUUCAACGUAUCCAGGAAUUUUUGCUUUCCGAAGAACAGACGGAUGAGGUGACCUGGGACGAAAACAUGGAGAGCGCGAUUGAAGUCGACCAUGCUUCUUUUACCUGGGAACGCACAGCCACCCAAGAUAAGGAACGGACAGGGGCUUUCCAGACUAGAGGCCAACUCAUGGCAGCGAAGAAAGCUAAAAAGGAGAGGAAGAAGGCCGAGAAGAAGGCAGCCAAGGUGGCGAAGAAGAACAAGAAGUCGCCCUCUGCUUCUGACGAGGACAUUGCUAGCGAGACCACACAAAUCGAACCGUUCAAGCUGCAUAACUUGGACUUUACCGUUGGCAGAAACGAAUUGCUCGCCGUCAUCGGAACAGUGGGUUCCGGCAAGACUUCGUUACUCGCUGCACUCGCAGGAGACAUGCGGAAGACGGACGGCAAAGUCAAGAUGGCCUCGUCGCGAGCCUUUUGUCCACAAUACGCCUGGAUUCAAAACGCCACACUCAAAGACAACAUUCUCUUUGGAAAGCCAUACAAGUCCAAGUGGUACCGAGAAGUAAUCGACGCCUGUGCUCUAAGGCCUGAUCUGGAUAUUCUUCCGGCCGGUGAUCAAACUGAAAUUGGUGAGCGUGGUAUCACUCUCUCCGGCGGCCAGAAACAGCGGUUGAAUAUCGCUCGAGCCAUAUACUUUGACGCCGAUAUCGUCCUCAUGGAUGACCCGCUGUCGGCGGUUGAUGCUCACGUUGGUCGUCACAUCAUGGACGAAGCGAUCUGUGGUCUCAUGAAGGAUAAAUGUCGGAUUCUCGCCACUCAUCAACUUCACGUUCUGUCUAGGUGUGAUCGUAUCAUCUGGAUGGAGGACGGCCAUAUCCAGGCUAUCGAUACUUUUGAUAACCUGAUGGCCCACAGCGUCGACUUUCAGAAAUUGAUGGCCACCACAGCCCAAGAAGAGAUCCAUGCCACAAAACCCGCAGAUGAAGACGAGAAGGAGAAGAAGCCCGAAAAGAAGAAAAAGGGCAAAGCUCUGAUGCAGGUAGAAGAGAAGGCCGUGAAAUCCGUCAGCUGGGGUGUCUGGAAAGCGUACAUUAAUGCAUCGGGAUCCCCGAUAUUGUGGCCGCUGAUCGUGAUUGCUCUGAUCUUGUCUCAAGGGUCUAAUAUUGUCACCAGCCUUUGGCUUAGUUGGUGGACGAGUGACAAAUUUGGGUUUUCUGAAGGAGCGUACAUUGGCGUUUACGCUGGGCUCGGUCUUUCUCAGGCACUGCUCCUAUUCACCUUCGCAACCAUCUUGUCGACCAGUGGCACCAAUGCCAGCAAGGUUCUGCUGCAGAAGGCCAUGACACGUGUACUGCGUGCUCCCAUGUCAUUCUUCGAUACGACACCGCUAGGGCGCAUUACUAAUCGAUUCUCAAAAGAUGUCGACUCCAUGGACAACAAUCUCACGGACGCCAUGAGAAUGUAUUUCCUGACGCUGGCCAUGAUCACUUCGGUUUUUGCGCUGAUCAUUGCCUACUUCCAUUAUUUCGCGGUCGCCUUGGGACCGUUAUUUCUACUAUUUUUGUUUGCUUCAAGCUAUUACCGGGCAUCGGCACGAGAGAUCAAAAGACACGAGGCUGUUCUAAGAUCUACGGUUUUUGCACGAUUUUCCGAGUCUAUUUCUGGCGUGGCAUCUAUCCGGGCAUACGGUCUACAAAAGUAUUUCACUUCGCGAAUUCGCGAAGCGAUUGACGACAUGGAUUCUGCAUAUUACUUGACAUUUGCCAAUCAGCGAUGGCUCUCUACACGACUGGACGCAAUUGGAAAUGUGCUUGUUUUUGUGACUGGCAUUUUGGUGGUGACUGAUCGAUUUAACGUUAAUCCUAGCAUAGCUGGCCUGGUUUUGUCCUACAUUUUGGCUAUUGUUCAGAUGAUUCAAUUUACAGUGCGACAAUUGGCCGAAGUUGAGAACAAUAUGAAUGCUACCGAGCGACUCCAUUACUACGGCUCGGAGCUGGAGCAAGAGGCACCAUUGAAGCUUCGAGAUGUACCAGACUCAUGGCCUCAGGCUGGCGCGAUUACAUUCAACAAAGUCGAAAUGAGAUAUCGGCCAGAACUGCCGCUCGUGUUAAAGGGCUUGGAUUUCCAUGUCAAAGGCGGAGAAAGAAUGGGCAUCGUAGGUCGGACCGGUGCAGGCAAGUCAUCUAUUAUGUCUGCCCUGUUUCGGUUGACGGAGCUGUCAAGCGGUCAGGUCAACAUUGACGAUAUUGAUAUCUCGACUGUUGGCCUGUCCGAUCUACGGUCACGACUAUCUAUCAUUCCUCAAGAUCCCACCCUUUUCCGAGGCACCAUUCGGUCAAAUCUAGAUCCCUUCAGCGAACAUUCCGACCUUGACUUGUGGGCCGCACUGCGCAAGGCUGACCUCGUGGGCGGAGAAAUGACGAAUGAGAAGGAUGGUCGUCCUCACACUGCAGAGACUGCUCUUACAUCGAGCUCCAACGUCAAUGCUCAAAGCGGCGGACCCAGCCGCAUACACCUUGACAGCCAAGUAGAAGAAGAGGGCUUGAACUUUUCUCUUGGCCAGCGACAGUUGAUGGCUUUGGCCCGGGCACUUGUUCGAAACUCGAAGAUUAUUGUCUGUGAUGAAGCCACAUCCUCAGUUGACUUCGAAACGGACGAAAAGAUCCAACGGACAAUGAGGACCGGGUUCGCAGGCAAGACCGUACUUUGCAUUGCUCACCGACUCAAAACCAUCAUCAAUUACGACCGAAUUUGUGUCAUGGAUCAAGGUCGCAUAGCCGAGCUCGACACGCCUAUCAAUCUAUUCGAGGCAAAUGGGAUUUUCCGGGGCAUGUGUGAUAAGAGUCGGAUCGUGCGGGAGGAUUUCUUCCGAGAGUCAUAGUUCAUCGUUGACAGGUUGAAGGUCCAUCACAGUAUGCCUCUCCCUCUGAGCAUUCAUCAGGGUAUUCUGCUGCUCUUGGAUAAGAAAGCUAUAAUGAUCCAGAGUACUGAAUCUGGCUUCGUAAAUGAUUGGUCAAUUCCAACUGUUUGUGUUUGACAC
Exophiala xenobiotica is the source of this 4839-nucleotide messenger RNA. RefSeq lists its product as uncharacterized. Gene Ontology annotation, biological process: transmembrane transport. Gene Ontology annotation, cellular component: membrane. The transcript has a single exon. The record is from RefSeq and is a predicted model, not a curated record. Gene Ontology annotation, molecular function: ATP hydrolysis activity; ATP binding; ABC-type transporter activity. Lineage: Eukaryota; Fungi; Ascomycota; Eurotiomycetes; Chaetothyriales; Herpotrichiellaceae. Bases 205 to 4680 code for a protein of 1491 amino acids.